Messenger RNA from Mercurialis annua (annual mercury), 3204 nucleotides. RefSeq names its product pentatricopeptide repeat-containing protein At1g10270. Gene Ontology annotation, molecular function: protein binding. The transcript has 3 exons. The coding region runs from base 102 to 2981 and encodes 959 amino acids. Lineage: Eukaryota; Viridiplantae; Streptophyta; Magnoliopsida; Malpighiales; Euphorbiaceae. Gene Ontology annotation, cellular component: chloroplast. The record is from RefSeq and is a predicted model, not a curated record.
GGAAAAAAUAAGAUUAAAACAAACAAGCUUGUUACUCCACUUCGUUAAAUCCUACUCUAGGGUUUAAGACUCUCUUUGAUUAACUCCGUCCACCGCUGAAAAUGUCCAUCCACCGCCUCCUCCGCCGCACCACUACCACCACCACCUAUCAACCCCUCCUCCGUACCCUCCACUACCUCACUCUCUCGCCCACCACCGCACAAACCCCAAACCUAAACUCCAAUUCUAACUUCAUUUCCCCGCCCUUUUCUCGCACCUACGCCUUCUCCUCCGCCGAAGAAGCCGCCGCAGAACGCCGAAGACGCAAACGCCGUCUCCGAAUUGAACCUCCGCUCCACGCUCUUCAACGGAACCCUAACCCUCCUCAACGUGAUCCAAACGCGCCACGAUUGCCAGAUUCUACCAAUGCAUUGGUUGGCCCGCGGCUCAAUCUGCAUAACCGCGUCCAGUCACUGAUUCGAGCUUUUGAUCUCGAUAACGCGUCUUUAUUAGCUCGAAAUGCGGUAUAUUCUAGAACUCGGCCUACUGUUUUCACUUGUAAUGCUAUAAUUGCUGCUAUGUAUAGAGCUAAACGGUAUAAUGAUGCUAUUACUUUGUUUAAGUUUUUCUUUGAGCAGCAUAAUAUUGUUCCAAAUGUUGUUUCGUAUAAUAAUUUGAUUAAUGCACACUGCGAUGAGGGUAGAGUUGAUACGGGUAUGGAGAUUUAUAGACAUAUAAUUGCAAAUGCUCCGUUUAGUCCUUCGCCCGUUACUUAUAGGCAUUUGACUAAGGGGUUGAUUGAUGUUGGUAGAGUUGAGGAUGCAGUUGAUUUGUUGAGGGAAAUGUUGAAUAAAGGCCAUGGUGCGGAUUCUUUAGUGUAUAACAAUUUGAUCAAGGCAUUUUUGGAACUGGGGAAUUUAGAGAAGGCGAAUGAGUUUUUCACUGAAUUGACUGAUAGGUGUUUAUGGUAUGAUGGUACGAUUAAUGCUUCCUAUAUGGAUUGGUGGUUUAAGCAAGGGAAGGAUAAGGAGGCUAUGGACAAUUAUAAGUCGUAUUUAGAUAGAAAAUUGAAGAUUCCACCUCCAACUGGAAAUGCCCUUUUGGAGGUUUUGCUGAAGUAUGGAAAGAAGGAGGCAGCAGAUGCUAUGUUUGAGCUUUUGUUAGAUAAUCAUACGCCACCAACCAAUCAAGGUGUGAAUUCAGAGACUAUUAGUAUUAUGGUGAACCAUUGUUUUAAGGAAGGGAAGUUUGAUGAGGUAAUUAGUACAUUCAGGAAGGUAGGGACAAAGGCUGGGUCAAAGCCUUUUCAAAUGGAUGUUGCUGGCUAUAAUAAUAUAAUUGUAAGGUUUUGUGAGAAUGAGAUGCUAUCAGAAGCAGAGAACUUUUUUACAGAGCUUUGUUCAAAGUCCUUGUCUCCAGAUGUUACGUGUUAUAGAUCAUUGAUCGAUGCUUAUCUGAAGGUAGAGAGGAUUGAUGAUGCUUUAAGGCUGUUAAAUAAAAUGGUUCAUGAAAAUUUGUGGGUGGUAGCAAGUUAUGCGACAAAGGUAUUUGGUGAGUUGAUUAAGAAUGGAAAGGCAGUGGAGUGUGCCCAAUUAUUGACGAAAAUGGGAGAGAGAGACCCAAAACCAGACCCUUCUGUCUAUGAUGUCGUGGUCAGAGGUCUUUGUGAUGCAGGUGCUUUUGAUACGGGCAGUGAUAUGUUGGAGCAAAUGAUGAAAUAUCGUGUUGUGGUUCCUCCUUCACUAAAGAAAGUUGUAACUGAGGCUUUUACAAGUAUUGGAAAGAGUCAAGAUAUUGAGAGAGUUUUUGAUGAAAAUAGGUGGAGAAACACAUCACCCCCCCCUAGAGUUCAAAGACAGCCUCAAAUGCCAUGGGGGCCUCCUCAAAUGGCAAGAGAGCAAUCACCUUCAUAUCCUGAACAGCAGCCAUUUGGUAACCAGCAGAUGGCAGGACCGGUGCCAUCAGGGUCACCUCAAAUUGUUGGACAGCAACCAUUAGGUUCCUAUAAUCAUGCAGGUCAACAGUCUUCGUGGUUUUCUCCAAUUAGGCAACAGUCAUCGAGCCCUCAUCAAUCUGCAGGGCAGCAAUCAUCGGGGCCUCAUCAAUCUGCAGGGCUGCAAUCAUCAGGGCCUCAUCAAUCUGGAGGGCAGCAAUCAUCGGGGCCUCAUCAAUCUGCUGGGCAGCAAUCAUCGGGGCCUCAUCAAUUUGCUGGGCAGCAAUCAUCAUGGUCUUCCCAAAUAGGUCUACAGCAGGUGGCAGGACCAACACCAUCAGGAUCAUCUCAAAUAGCUGAGAAGCAGCUGUUAGGAUCUCAUAGUCACAGUGCUGCAGAACAACAUUCAUGGUGGUCCUCUCCUACAGGACAACAGUCAACAGGGUCUCAUCAAUAUGCAGGGCAGCAAUCAUCAUGGUCAUCUCAAGUAGGUCAGCAGCAGAUGACAGAACCAAUGACAUCAAGAUCGUCUCAAUUUUCUGGGCAGCAGCAAUCAGGACCUAUUAAUACCGCAAGACAACAUCCAUCUUGGUCCCAUCCUAUAGGACAAGAGUCAUCAAGGUCUCAUCAACCUGCAGGGCAGCAACCAUCAUGGUCUUCUCAAGUAGGUCAACAGCCAUCACAUUCCUUUCAGAUAGGACAGCAGCCACCAAUGUACUCGCAAGGUGCAGGACAACAUUCAUCAUGGUCCUCUGAAAUGGAAGGACAACAUUCAUCAUGGUCCUCUGAAAUGGGAGGACAGCAGUCUACAUGGUCUUCUCGUGCUGAAGGACAACCGCCUUUAUGGUCCUCUCAAAUUGGAGGACAGCAACCAUCCCCAGGUUCUCAAAUGAGAAUUGAACAGGCCUCUGGAAUUACAAAUAUGGUCAGACAUCAGCCAAAUGAAUCUCGUCAAAUGUCGGGACAGUUUGAUUCCAUGGUGGGACAACAACCAAAUGGACCCCAAGAAAUGGCAGGACAAAGUUCACCAGAACCUAUUGAAUGGCAAGCCCGGCAGGCAGCAGUUUGAUUCUUUCAUUUCAAUGGAACCAUUGUUAUCUCUUGCUGGAAGAAUGAAGCAUAGGAUUGUUGAAACAAGAAGUAGGUAAUUUAUUAUAGUAGUAACUUGAAGCUGUAAGCUUCAUUCAAUGUAAGAAUAAGAACUGUUACGUUUUUGUAUUUGAGUAUUGAAUCAACUAUUGAUGAUUAUAGUGGUAAAUGAAAUUAUGAUAAGAUCCAGAUGUUUUUGGUAA